This is a messenger RNA of Colletotrichum abscissum, 300 nucleotides long. RefSeq names its product fungal hydrophobin. Lineage: Eukaryota; Fungi; Ascomycota; Sordariomycetes; Glomerellales; Glomerellaceae. Gene Ontology annotation, cellular component: extracellular region. The coding region runs from base 1 to 300 and encodes 99 amino acids. The record is from RefSeq and is a predicted model, not a curated record. The transcript has 3 exons.
AUGCAGUUCACUACCGCUCUCGUUUCGAUCUUGGCCACUGCCGUCAUCGCCAUUCCUACCGGCAACACUGGCGGCGGCUCUGCUCCCUAUGUUGCUUGCUCUGGUCUCUACAGCAGCCUUCAGUGCUGUGCCACCGAUGUUCUGGGAGCUGCUGAUCUUGACUGUCAUUCUCCUACGAACGUGCCGACUUCGGCCAGCAAUUUCAGAAGCAUCUGUGCCAAUGUUGGUCAGCGUGCCCGCUGCUGUGUCAUUUCCGUUCUCGGCCAGGCUGUCCUUUGCCAGACUCCCGUUGGUGUUUAG